AUGGCACUUCCCAUAGCUGUUAUUAAUGUUCUUGUCUCUUGUAUUGGUUUAAUAGCAGGUAUGUGAGAAAAUAUUUCACUUAGUGUAGUCAAGUAACUAAGUUAGAAUCGGUAAAAUACAGGAGCCCCGUAUAUCGCCGUUCUCCUGGUGUGGUAGUCGCCCAGCCUGUACGUAUAUUUAUCCUUUACAGGCGGAGGCAUUUUUUUCUGUCGAUCAGUUUAAAAUGGCCAGACUACCCAGACUGGCCUGGGUCGCUACUGUCGCUACUAAACAACACAAUCCAAGAACCCCUGGUAAAUCUAUAAGGAAUCUUGAAAAAUUAAUUCAGACUCUGUUUUUGUUCUUUAUUCUCUCCAGGACAAUCUACUUUACUUAGCCCUUCGCAAAGUACUGUUGCUCUAAACCAAACAGCAAGUCUUAACGCUUCUACUGCGUCCACGUAUUCCCCUAAUUCAACAAUCAUUCAUUAUCAGACGUCUUAUUUAAAACCUUCAUCACCAAUCACAGCUCUUGCUCAUAGUAGCGUACCGACCGCUCCUCCAAUCACCACUUCAGCAAGUGAGUAAAGUAGUAUUUACAAUUUUCUCCCUCCCUUACUUACGUCUCACUGAACGGUAUAUGAAUCCACAUUUUCCGGUUUAGUGUUUCAGUCCAUACCACCAGGGGCCUCGGCUCGAGCAAACGCACACUUGGGUACAAAGACAGUUUUAAAAGGUACCAAACCUAAAUGUGACAAAGAGGACACAGUCCUAAAGUCAAAACCAAGUCAGGAAUAAAGUCCAGUUUGUAACUUAAGGUGGCCCGAAGCUAUUUAUAUGCGAGUGCGCGUUGGUUAUGUUUUUGAAUCGCGUUUGUCGGCAGGAAUGAUUUCACCGAUUUCCAUGAUUUUUGGCAUCCUUAAUAAAGAAUACAAAGUAAGUUUGAUAAAUAGAAAUUCUCUUAUCUUGCCCCGCAUUUUCUGAUUACUCAGUUUCUUGCAACUGAAGCUUUGGGCAAGAAUACCCUAGCAGAUAGGAGAUAGUCUGUCGGCAGUUCUCCUCUAUUUGUGUGUCAACUUGUGUUAGCGUUGCAUUUUAAGGCUAAAUUUGACCAGCUAUUUGUGCAGCGAGUUCUACGGUCACGAUUGACUUAAAACUUGCGGAUAUAAAACUAGAGAGCUCUGAGGCUUAUUUGCCGAAGUGAGGGGAAAAUCUGUCCUCGGGUUUUGAAAUUAUUGACAAUUUUCGUAAAAAUGCGGUUUUAAACGUAUGCCGAUAUCUCAAACGUUUUUAUACCUAUAAGAAAAUAUAUAGCAUUUAUAAAGUUCGACCACUCUUUAUUAAGGACGCCAAAAAUUAUAGAAAUCGGUUAAAUCACUCCUGCCGAAAAACCCGAUUCAAAAACAUAACCAACGCGCAUUUAAAUGGUUCGGGGCCGUUCGGGCCACAUUACAUUUCUUUUAGGCAGUGGGACCCAGUGGCCAGCAGUUAUCGAAAGAACGCACAAAAUAAAAUAGCGAUACAAGGCACCGAAAUCAUAAGCUAAAUCAUUCUCUUGGCUAAGUCAAUUCAAUAAAAUACGACUAUGAGAAAAAAACUGACUAAAUUUGUUCCGGUUCAGUCAAGUUAUCAAAUGCUUUUACGUAACAUCGUGUUACGGUUCGUAGCAUUGUUCUCACGACGGUGAGAGUCUUUCCUUUUGUAGUUUUCUACAAUAAGAUUACGUAAUUAUGUUUGUUGACAUGUUAUGAAUAUUUGUAUAAAUAUCGAUGUAUUAGCGUUUUUGGGGGGUUUACCUCGGUGUAAAAACCUGUGAAGUCUUUCAUUCUUUUCUAGCUAAUAUUUUCCUUGGCUCUAUUGUGUUGACUUCUCAGUGGCUUCUUUGUAUUCAUUGUUUUACGUCACUCGUGAGUUUCACAGAUUUUUACCCAGAGGAUGAGCCAUCUCGUCUUUUGGACGGCCGCUAGUUUGUUACCGAACUUAAUAUCACUAAAUUUAGUUUAGCUCUAAUCCUCGGAGCUCGAUACACUGCUUUCGAUCGAGGAGUACGUUCCCGGUUUAUUUUUUGUCUCACUGGGUUUUUUAUUCCAGGUUUUCGUACCGGUCAGUGCAUCACUGCUAUGCAGUUUUUUCCUAGGUUUUUUCUCUUAGCCUUAAAUCUUUGUUUUGUCUAGAUCUUUUCAUUGUUGUUUUUCAUUUCCACUAUUUCAUAUUUCAUUUUUCACGUUUUGCUUCACGUCCGCGUGUCCUGGUAGAUCUUAUUAUAGAUUUAUUAAUAAUUUUGACACUAAGUCUUAGAUUAUUUGUUAGUUAUUGUUGAAUAUUAUUGAAUUGUAAUUGUUAUGUAUUUUUUCUGCGUUGUUAUCCCGACUAUGUUGCCACUACGUAUUCGCUAAAAUUUGUAUGUUUUGUUAAUAAAGCGCUGGUCCUUACUGUCCAUUAAGCACCCAGCACCAGUCACACUCCAUUCUGUUGUCGCGUACUUUAUUCGGCGUUUAGCGCGCUGUGCGGAGGGUAGUAAUGAAAUAAACAGUCGCACAGAUCAAGUGCAGGUGGAUCACUCCACUCUCAGUGACUCGUUAUCUAAUAAACUGAAUCCUUCGGCUUUGCAAUCACUUACUAAUGGAAACUGAUGAAAAAUAAAACAGACAUAGCUGGUCAGUAGUUGAAGAGUAAAGCAGCCUUCUUUGAUUGUUUUUCUCUCUCAACAGAUAACGAGGACGAUGAGAACGAAGAAGAGGAAGACAAGAAAGAGAAGACAGCGAUAAUCGCGGCCAGUUGUUCGGGUGGGGCUAUACUGAUCAUAGGGGUAGCUCUUGUCAUAUGGAGUCACAGAAAAAAACACGAUACAUGAACAAGUUAAAGAAAUGUUAACGCGUAAUUAUAUUAUGGGAAAACAAAGUUCACUUGUUGUCUCCCAACUACGAUGUUUCCGUCUCGCCCCAUUCCACCAUCAGUUUUACAUACCUUUGCCGGGGAGUAUGUGAGUCAAAAAUAGCUCUUUAGAAAAAAGCGAAGAUUAAAACGAAAACGAUAAGGUUCACUAUGUCAAUAUGCUUCAAUAUAAUUAACAUGAAAAUUUCAGAAGACAAGAUGAAUUUGUUGGAAGAGACUUGGGCAAUUGCAUAAUAUUCUAAAUUAAGAAUACCUUUUCAAAAUAAAUGUUAAUUUUCAGUUGUUGUUUCGUUGUAAGAGCUCCUCCACCACAGCUCCGCCAUUUCAUAAGAGGAACGGCAGGUGAGAGGUAAUGACAACACAAGCACUUGGAUAAUGAUGGGAACCGUGAAUAAACAAAGCAGAU
This is a messenger RNA of Porites lobata, 3279 nucleotides long. The record is from the annotation of a GenBank genome assembly. NCBI's taxonomy places the organism in Eukaryota, Metazoa, Cnidaria, Anthozoa, Scleractinia, Poritidae.